UCCAAUUUCCCUGAGUUUCUUUUGAGGGAAUUUAUUAUAUUAUUUAUGUUGAAAUUGUUGUCUUGUUCUGAUUCUCACGUUUUUUGGUAACAAAUAUGUGUAUUUAGAAGGAUUUUCAAUCAUCUAGAUUUAGUUUAAUGAUUGUUUUUUUCUGUCUGAAUUUCCUCGAUUUCCUCGAUUCAGUUAUGAUUUUGAAUUAUGGAUGCUCUUUAGUAUUUAUAAUCUUUGGUUUUGGUAAUUGGGAUGGAGGAGCAGUGGGAGCUGCUGUGGAGAGAGAUAGAGAGAUCAUGAUCAGAAAAUGGGUAGCCGAUGAAAGUCUCUUCGCAUUGGAAGAGUAGUACGCGCGCGAGAGAGAAGUUGUGAUCUUUUUCACCUUGUGCUAGAUUUAGCGAUGGAUUUAUCGGCAGGUGAGUGUUCAGAACUUAAGCCUGCUGAGGACAAGGAUGAAGCCCCAGAAAAGACGACGGUGUCGUGUGUCGAUGGGAUUGAGGCAGGGAAUAAUGGGUCUUUGGGUAAUGAGGUUGUGAGCCUCGGCCGUGGAGAUCGUGUGGAGAUUAAGACUUUGGCGGGGCAGAGGAAUCAGCCGAAUGGGAAAGCAAUCGGAAUUAGACUUGAGAAGCAGCCUGUGGAGCCUCAACAAACUUCAACUUUCUCUGCCACAAUUGAGUCUCCUACACCAUUACCCCCAUCGGGAGAUACUGCAGCCACGCCAACGACUCCAACGACAGCCAACAAAGGUUAUGGUCUGAAGAAAUGGAGGAGGAUACGCAGAGAUUUCCCAAAGGAAGGAAGCACCAGUCCGGAUUCCAAUAGGAUCUUGAAAAGGGGGCUUUCCAUCCCUGUAGAACCUACGAGACCUCGAGACCCAUCUGCUGAGAUCAAGCUUAAGAGCGAAGGAUCUGUUGCCUCUGUUAAUUCAUCUGUUAAGAGCCCCCCCUCUUUUACCAGUGCUCCUGCCAUCAAGGGCUCGACUUCAGAUUUAAGGUUGGCGGUGGGAUCCACUUUUCCCGUCUGUACCGAUUUCGACAACAGCGAGGAUCACAGUAGCAAAUCCUCUACAGCGGCCAGUGCCCCUACAUUUAGGUAUGAUGUGCCCGUAUUCAUGGGAGCUUCCUCCUCGCGAGACAAAUGCAAGAUCAAGAAUUUGAGUGGGAAGAUUUCAGCUAGUGCUGCUCAGAAGGUUCAACAAGGGAAAAGUAGGAUUGAGACCAGUAAGAAGUCUAGAGCAGAAAGGUUUAAAAUUGAAAAGGAAAAUUCGUAUUCCAGCCUGGAAUCCGACUCCAGAAGCUCCAAUGUCCUCUUUGCGCAGAUGAAAACCUUUUCUGGGAUUAGUAAUGGUAGACAGAGUGAGAAGUCAUGUAAUUAUGACGGAGAGAAUGGCGAUGAAGCCAAUUUAAGUGAGAUGCAGUCUAAUAAAGGUUAUGGCAAAGAAAAUGGGGGAGUAGUCAAAGAUGUUUCACAGGAUGCUGCUGAUAUGUUGUCGGAAGUGAGGGAAGAAGAAAAUGAUAACCAUCAGCCCACAACAGAUCAGGAUCCUUUGGUUGAUUCAAUUCUUUCGCUGCAGUCAUUGCAGGAAUCACUUGAAAGAGAAAUAGAAAUGUUUGGGGAGAUCGGACAAGAAUUUGUUUUUCCAGCUAAUGAGCCCGUUACCAGUCAUUGCUUCGCUGCACAAUUUGCUUCUGUUGACCCAGGAAGCUGUGAACUCAACUCAUCUGGUCCUUCGUGCUUUGAAGAAAUUGAACCAAACAGUUUGCCAAAUCUGGAAGUUCAGUUGAGUAGACUGAAACAGAGUGCAAAUCUUCCUGAGAGCAAUCUUGAAGAGGCAGCAGCCAUCCUCAAGGCUAAGGAAUCUAGUUUUGAAGAUGAAGCAAACAGGGGUGAGUCAUCGAAAGAAGAAUUGGGUAGCAGUCUAAAGUCCCCACAGGGGUUUAGACAGAUGGAGAUUGAGGUUGAGGAUCUGAUUAAGCAGAAGAUUGAAACUGAAGUUGAGUCUCUGGUGAUUACUAGAUCAACUCAGAAUUUUAAAGUUGCCACAGCAGACCAUAUCUCACUCCUUGAGGAACAGAAGUCUCUGGUAGGGGAGCAAACCCAGAUGCUGGAAAAGCUCAGAGAUGCUGAAAGUAAUGCUGUGUUGUUGAAGAGGAAGGCAGAGGAGUUAGAGGAGUCAUGUGGGGAGUUGCUGGGAACUGGAGGGGUUUUGGAGAUGCAGAACAGGGUUUGUAAGUUUACAUUUUGCUUUCUUAUCCAGUUGAUUUUGCUUUUUGUAGCCUUAGGGAUAUUUAUCUUGCAGCUGUUGCCCCAUUACGCAGGGUUUGUACCAACUUAAGUAUGCAAACAAGAAAUCUUCUUUGUAUUCUCAUCAGAUGAAAAUUUGAAUGUUAAAAUUUUCUAGACAAC
Molecule: messenger RNA, 2397 nt
Organism: Telopea speciosissima
Lineage: Eukaryota; Viridiplantae; Streptophyta; Magnoliopsida; Proteales; Proteaceae
Product: WPP domain-interacting protein 1-like
Exons: 2
Coding region: 392-2326 (644 amino acids)
Source: RefSeq, a predicted model, not a curated record